Molecule: messenger RNA, 930 nt
Organism: Lasiodiplodia theobromae
Lineage: Eukaryota; Fungi; Ascomycota; Dothideomycetes; Botryosphaeriales; Botryosphaeriaceae
Exons: 1
Coding region: 1-930 (309 amino acids)
Source: RefSeq, a predicted model, not a curated record
AUGGCUCUCCCCCAAUCCGCUUCCCAACAGGGCCACGGUUCCUCCGACUCCGAGGCUCCUCCUCCAAACCCCGGAGCACCGACGACGAUCUUCGACGACGACGCCGACGACGACGAGAGACGCCAAUGCAAGGGCAUCUGCCGCACCGGCUCCCAGUGCAAAAACCACAUCAAAGCGUACUCCUGGAGAGUCAAAGGCGUGCGCUUCUGCUACUACCACGAGUACCAGGCCGAGGAUCCACUCGUCAGAGCCCUGGCGGCGAACCGACGCCUCAGCGCCCGGCUCGCCGCCGCCAGCCUCGGCAGCGAGGGCGAAAACCUCCACCAGAGCCGCGACGAAGAAGUCAUCAAAGAUCUGGAGGCCAAGCUCGCCGCGGCGAACCAGACCGUGGCGAAUCUCCGCCAGAGCCGUGACGAGGAGGUCCGGGAUCUGAGAGCUAGACUCGUGGCGGCGGAUCAGGCCACGGGGGACCUCCGCGAGAGCCGCGACGAAGAAGUCAGAGAUCUAAAAGCCAGACUCGCAGCAGCAGACCAGACUGCGGCGAACCUCCUCCGCCAGAGCCGCGACGAGGAGGCCACGGCUAACCGGAACCUUCUGGUCAGGGUCGCCGCCGCCGAGCGUACCGCGGUAAGUCUUCGCAGCGAGCGUGCUCGGCUCGAGCGGCGGCUCGAGGCUUCCGAGAGGGAGAAGGCGGAACUGGCGAGGAAGAACGCGGAGUUGGCGAGGAAGAACGUGGAGGGCGAUAGGACGACGAGGGAAGCGCUGGAGGUAGAGGCUAGCGAGCUUCUUCGUGGCGAGCAGCAGGAGAGCUCUGCCCGCGCGCUUCAGGAGGCCGCCGAGGGGGCUGGUAAGACGGAGAAGAAGAAGACGCCCAGCGCCGUCGCCGAGAGGCUUAAGAGCAAGCUGAGAGUGAUGUGGCGCGGAGCUUGA